AUGUCGGUGAGGUGGAAUGGACGCAGCCUGGCCUACAGCCCACAAGGAAGGUCACAGGCUGCGAUGCUUUUUAGGGACACAGCAGGUAAGGAUGCUGGCAUCAGCUUUCUUCUAUCUCUUGACAACACCCAGGAGAUUCUGGGGAACAGGACCUUCUGCCCCUCAGGGAAAGUACUUUGCACUUGCUCAGAAGUCCGCUCAGCUUUUAUUUCUCGCCUGUGUGCUCAGAGUCUUAAGACUGAGCCCAAUUUCAAGUUAAAGUCUUGCCACCAGGUCAGCUGUAAAACAUAAACCUAUUUUCCCUCUUUCUCUCGCCAGCUUCUUGGGGUCAGCGUGGACCACUGGGGAUGAGCUCGGGUGGCAGUGGCCUGGACACAGCUGAAGCAGAUUUGGAGCACUGGGUGGCUGAAAGUGCCUCCAAGGCAUUGCUGAGGCAACAAGGGAUGCAGCUGAAACAGUGCCAGGAUGCUCCCACAACAGUUCAAAGUGAAGAUUUGUCACAGGUGCCCCCAAACAGGUAUUCUUACCACCACCCUGGAAUCUCAGCCACCCUUGGUUCUCCACCAGGACAGUUGUCAGGAGUGGGGAGAAGCUCAAUAACUUGCUCUCCUUGGCAUUUAUUGGAAGGAGCCUAUGAACCUGAGCCUCUUGCCCUUGACCUCACUACCUCCCACCCCCCUUCUGUUUCCAGAUUUCCAGGAUUGCUGCAAGAGGAUGAGACAGCGAUAAUCCAUGAGCCUAGCAAGAUUUUGGGACAAGAGGAAAUAUUAGGCCGGGAUGGGCAGGAGGAUGGAAACCUUGGGGAAAAGGAGGAACAGGAAAAGGGAAGAGGCGGUGGCAGUGAGGUGGGCGAAGCUGCAGGAAGUCUGGAUUUGGGGUGGGAUAAAAUGUCCGGGGACCAUCGGUCUCCAAGGGAAACACCAGCUCAGGAUGAAGAGGAGCCCCUGGAAAGUGGUAGAGCUGAAGUACUGGAGCCUGCGCAGGGAGAACAGGAGGGUGGGAUUCAUGUGGCGCGUGAGAGCAGGACAGGGGAAGUAAACAACACACCAGGAUCUUUGGGGAAAACUCAAAAUGUGCAAGAAAGCAGGGAGUCAACUGCAGAGCUGGAAGCUCAGGUGGAAGCAGUGAAGUUGGAUAUAGGAUAUGGAAAUGGCCAGGGAAGAAGUCGGAGCGAGGGCGAGGAGGAAGGAGGAACCAGCAGAGAUUAUGGUGAGCCAGACAGGGCUGGAGGAAGCGGUGAUGAGCAGGGAGGCCCAGAGAGAGACACGGAAAGCCAGGAGGGAGCCAGGAGCCCAGAAGAGGAUGUAGCCAGCAUCAAUACUGGUCCAGAGCAGUUCUCUUUGGAACCCCGGAUCUGCAGCACAUUGGAGCAGUAA
Messenger RNA from Podarcis lilfordi (Lilford's wall lizard), 1376 nucleotides. Lineage: Eukaryota; Metazoa; Chordata; Lepidosauria; Squamata; Lacertidae. The record is from the annotation of a GenBank genome assembly.